This is a messenger RNA of Choloepus didactylus (southern two-toed sloth), 942 nucleotides long. It is a transcript of the gene NKX1-2, whose product is annotated as NK1 homeobox 2. The record is from RefSeq and is a predicted model, not a curated record. Gene Ontology annotation, molecular function: DNA-binding transcription factor activity, RNA polymerase II-specific; RNA polymerase II cis-regulatory region sequence-specific DNA binding. Gene Ontology annotation, biological process: cell differentiation; regulation of transcription by RNA polymerase II. Gene Ontology annotation, cellular component: nucleus. NCBI's taxonomy places the organism in Eukaryota, Metazoa, Chordata, Mammalia, Pilosa, Megalonychidae. The transcript is spliced from 2 exons. The coding region runs from base 1 to 942 and encodes 313 amino acids.
AUGCUGGCAUGGCAGGACAGCGGGGCCAAGGCGGCUCCCUCCCACCACAAGAUCUCCUUCUCGGUCAUGGACAUCCUGGACCCGCAGAAAUUCACCCGCGCUGCGCUCCCGGCGGUGCGCGCCGCUCCCCCGGAAGCCAAGAGAAGUUUGGAGGCCGAAGCGGGAAAGGACGGCAACCUCGGAGACCCGGCCUGGCAGCGAGAGAUCCCUGAUGCUGAGGGCGGAGGCCCGGGCGCGGCGUCCCCCCUGGAGGGCUCGGAGGCUGAGGACGCGGAGGAGGACGAGGAUGCUGAGGGCGCCGGCCGUCUGGAGCGGGCUGCGCGCCUGCAGGCCGGCCCCGCGCGCUCCCCGGAGGCCCGGGCUGUGGCUCUGGCUGCGGGAGAGCGCAGCGCUGGCGGCGGCGGCGCCGCGAGUUCCCCAGGCUCGCCAGACUCCCCGCGGCCCCGGCGCCGACGUGCAGAGCCCAGUUGCACCAAGCCGCGGCGCGCGCGCACCGCCUUCACCUACGAGCAGCUGGUGGCCUUAGAGAACAAAUUCAGGGCCACGCGCUACCUGUCGGUGUGCGAGCGCCUGAACCUGGCGCUGUCGCUCAGCCUCACUGAGACGCAGGUCAAAAUCUGGUUCCAGAACCGCAGGACCAAGUGGAAGAAGCAGAAUCCGGGCACGGACGGCGCGACGCAGGCAGGGGGCGGUGCGCCCUAUCCCGGCGCGCCCGGGUCGUCCACGGCGGCGGCAGCGGGCGGCGGCGGUGCGGGGGCCAGCCCGGGACCACCGGGCCCUGGAGCGCUGCCAUUACAGACUUUCCCCUCCUACUCCGCGGCCAACGUCCUCUUCCCAGCCGCUUCCUCUUUCCCGCUGACGGCUGCUGCCGCCGCCGGGGGCCCCUUCGCGCCCCUCCUCAGGCCGUCCUAUAUGACCCCUUUCUAUACCCCGCACCUAUGA